Molecule: messenger RNA, 966 nt
Organism: Prorocentrum cordatum
Lineage: Eukaryota; Dinophyceae; Prorocentrales; Prorocentraceae
Source: the annotation of a GenBank genome assembly
CCUGGCGUGGAGACGCCUGACAAGCUGGCGCUCGUCACGUCGGCGACUGCGCAGCUGGCUAAGCUUGCGCGCGACAAGGAAGAGCGCGAACACGGAUCCUUGACUGGCGAGGGCGGGGAGGCUAGAGCAGCCGCUGACGGCAUGGGCAUGAGCAAGAAGGAUGCGCUGAAGCAGGCCAUCAGAGAGGAGAACAAGAAGUUCGGCCCUGGAGACUUGCAGCUGGUCGACCUUCAGGAGAGCGGGGCCAUCUUCUCGAUGAGGAGCGCGCUGGGCAACCGUUUCAACAGGGGGUCCAAGUGCGAGGGUUCAAAGCUCAAGGCGGACUUGGCGAGGUGCAAGCCGGAAGAGGACAUCAUGCAGCUCAAGAAAGAUUGGGCCGACAAGAAGUAUUCGCAGUUGCAGGCAAAACAUAAAGAGAAGGUCGAGCGGUACGAAGAAAGUUUCAUCAAGCAGGGCGAGCUCAUGAGUGCACUUCGGAUGUGCGCAGAAGAAGGCGGCCCAGAAGGGCACAAAGAUCCCGAGACAGUGAAGACGGUCUUCGGGAUCGCAUGUCGGUGUUUGGAGAUGGGGUACCCUUUCGCGCAGAUGUGUCCGCAAUCGCGGCGCGUCAAGUUCAUGUACUUCAGAACGCAAUGGCGCGAGUCUUUCACGAAGAGGUGGGAACUGGUCAGUCGCCACGGCGUGCCGAUUUCGCUGGAUACGAAGCCGACGACCCCGCGGCCGAACAAGAAGCCGAGCCCCAUCGUGGAGGCCAUGCGCUCGGCGAGGAAGUUGGCGACGUCCUGCGCGAAAGCGCUCACUACCAGCAAAGAGAUGUUGGACAACAUCGGCACGAAAAAGGCUUGGUCGUGGGGCAAGACGGGCAAGGUGAAAGGACGCAUCACUCUCCUCCGUGCUGGGCUCACCGAGGGCUUGGAGGCUGCGGAGCUGACGUCGAUGCUGUUCGGCGGGUUCUCGGCCAACGAG